Messenger RNA from Oryzias melastigma (Indian medaka), 3802 nucleotides. RefSeq names its product leucine-rich repeats and calponin homology (CH) domain containing 3 (gene lrch3). NCBI's taxonomy places the organism in Eukaryota, Metazoa, Chordata, Actinopteri, Beloniformes, Adrianichthyidae. Gene Ontology annotation, molecular function: protein binding. Bases 117 to 2222 code for a protein of 701 amino acids. The transcript has 20 exons. The record is from RefSeq and is a predicted model, not a curated record.
AAGUUAUUUGAAAAAAGAAUGUUGUGGGUCCGUGGUGCGCAUGCGUCGCUGCGGGAUCAGGGUGGGAGCUAGCCCCGCUAGCCGUUAGCAUCGGAAGCUAGCAGGCGGAGCGUGUAAUGGCGGCCUCGGUGUUGCUGGGCUCUGCGGACGGUUCCAGGCUCCAUUUCAGUCCCGGAGGCGGCGGCGGCUGCGAGAAUGCCGCGGUCGGAACCUCGAACGGACUGGGCCCGCCCGGCCCGGCGCCCUGGAACCGCUCGGUGGACCGCGCGCUGGAGGAGGCGACGGUGACCGGCUGCCUGAACCUCAGCGGCAGGAAGCUGAAGGAGUUCCCCCGGAGCUCCGCCACCCACGACCUGACGGACACCACCAGGGCCGAUCUGUCCCGGAACCGGCUGUCCGAGCUUCCUCUGGAGGUCUGCGUCUUCGUGUCUCUGGAGAGUCUGAACCUCUACCAGAACUGUCUGCGCUCUCUGCCGGACAGCCUGCUGAACCUGCAGGCCCUCACCUACCUGAACCUCAGUCGGAACCAGCUGUCCGUCCUCCCCCCAGUGGUCUGCAGCCUCCCCCUGAAGGUCCUGAUAGCCUCCAACAACAAGCUGGGCUCUCUGCCGGAGCAGCUGGGUCAGCUGAGACACCUCACUGAGCUGGACGUCAGCUGCAAUGAGAUUCAGACCCUACCCGCUCAGGUGGGCCAGCUGGAGGCCCUGAGGGACCUGAACGUCAGGAGGAACCACCUGAACCGGCUGCCGCCAGAACUGGCAGAACUUCCUCUGGUGCGCCUGGACUUCUCCUGCAACAAGGUGACGUCCAUCCCCGUCUGCUACCGGCGCCUCACCCAGCUGCAGGCCAUCGUCUUGGACAACAACCCGCUGCAGGCACCGCCCGCUCAGAUCUGCAUCAAAGGAAAGGUCCACAUCUUCAAGUACCUGAACCUGGAGGCCAACAAGAGCACGCCGGAGCCGGCAGAGUACGAGAGACGGCCGCUGACCUGCAUGGAUGAACCGUAUCCCGGACGUCCGUACGGAGCGUUGGACUCCGGCUUCAACAGCGUCGACAGCGGGGACAAGAGAUGGCUGGGCAUUGAGCCUGCAGAGGAAGCGUUGGAGCUGCGGGGGGCGGAGACCGGCAGAGACCCCAGACAGCGAGGGGGAGGAGCUCUGCUGCCCAACGGCACAGCAAACGUGGAGUUGGAGCAGAUCGACUUCAUCGACAGCUACAUGGAGGAAGACGAGGAGAAGAAGAGCCGCUUCAGCCUCAGCUCCCAGUUCAUGGCGUACAUCGAGAAGCGCAUCACCAGAGAGGGUUCUCCAGUAAAGAACAGCCGGAGCGAAGACAGCAGAAGACUCAGCAGGACGACGGCUGAUGUUGCCGCACCACCCUCCAGCCCGUACAGUCAGAAAGGGGGCGUUGGUCCUGGGGGGGUGGAGAGGAUGAGGAAGGAGGCCCAGCUUGCUGCUCUGAGGUACGAGGAGGAGCGGCAGAAGAAUCGCUCUUUUCAGAGGGAGGGCGUCGGCACAGUCGCCAAGCACAAACCGGCUCAGAGCCCAACCAAGUCCAGUGAAGCCGAGAAUACUUUCCCUUCAAGACGCUCCACCCACACAGAUGACUCCGCCCUCUUUAUGGGUGAAGACAGAGCUACGCUGUCUCCCACAGGUAAUCAGUCGUCUUCGUACCUGGCUGCAGGGGGUGUGGCCUCCUGCCGAAUGGCCAGUCUAAGGCCAGAGAGCUUCCUGUUUCGCCUCAGCCAGAGGGAAGAGAAGAAAAGAGGAGACGAUACGAAAUCUCCUCAAAGUCAAGAGGAGACUCCUGCGGCUCCUGGUCUGGAGGGAGAGGAGGCGGAGUUGGUGGAGCAGCUUCGCAAGAACAUCGAGGCUCGCCUCAAGGUGUCGUUACCCAGCGACUUGGGAGCGGCUCUGACUGACGGGGUGGUUCUGUGUCACCUGGCCAAUCAUGUGAGACCGCGCUCCGUUCCCAGCAUCCACGUCCCCUCCCCCGCUGUGCCCAAACUCACCAUGGCCAAAUGCCGAAGGAACGUGGAGAACUUCCUGGAGGCGUGUCGUAGGAUCGGAGUUCCACAGAACCAGCUGUGUCUUCCUCUCCACAUCCUGGAGCAGCGGGGGCUCUCACAGGUGGCCGGCACCGUCGACGCCCUGCUCAACCUGGCCCCACCCAGACAGUCGGCUGCCACGGCGACGCCCCCCGGGCCCUCCGUCACCAUUUAGAGGAUUCUUGAUGCCAAAAGCUGCGCUCCUGCUGGGGGGAGGGGAGGGGGUGUUAAAAACUCAAAAGUUUAGUUCUGAUUAGCCCACUCAUCAGAACCGGAUCAGGAACGAGUUCAGAUCUGCUUCACGUCUGAGAGUGUUGGUGGUUUUAGCCACGCCCCUUUUAGACCAUUUUAUUUAUUCUGAAAGUUUUAUUAGAGAAGUUUAGAGUCGGAGCAGAACUCUGACUUCAGAACCAUUCCAUCUGAGAGAACCGCAUCUGGAUCUGAUGGAGGCCCCGCCCACAGGUCCUCAGGACCUCUAAGCCUGUUCCGUCUGGGGGUUGGGUUGUCCGGCCGCUGUCGCACAGACGGACUGAGAAUCGAGAGUCAAACUUUGCUGUUUUUGCACAGAAUAAUGGUAGAAACGUAACAGCCUGGAUUUACAAAUGUUUAUUUAUGCUGUUCUGCAUCUGAGGAUGUAAAAAAUCGUUACGGAGAAAACUGUAAAUCACUAAAUAUUUUAUAGAAUGAGCUGAAAGCUAAAAAUAUUUCAUGUUAUGAAACUGAAAUAUUUUUAUCUAACCCUUAAGAACUUCCAGUAGGAACUUGUUAUUUUUCUAGUUUAUUUAUUAAAAAGAAAAGCUAAAAACCACUUUAAAGAUAGUUUGAACUGAUGAACGUGAACACUAAAGAAUUACUCCAACACUGAGGACGGACAGCAGGGGUUAGCAGGAGCUAGCGUUAGCAGAGAAACACCUGACUGUUUAGUGUGCUACAGAGCUAGCAUUAUAUGGGAGCUAGCGUUAGCAGAAGCUAUCAUUAGCUACCAUCAAACAGAGAAACACAUGACUGUCAGUGUGCUACAGAACAAGCAUUAGCAGAAGCUAGCAUUAGCAGACACUAGCAUUAGCUAGCAUUAAACAGAGAAACACCUGUCAGCUGUGCUGCAGAAAUAGCAUCAGAAGAGAUAACAUUAGAAGAGCUAACGUCUUCAGAGCUAGCUUUAGCAGAGCUAGAAUCAGCAGGAACUAGCGUUAGCAGGAACUAGCAUUAGCAGGAACUAGCACCAAACAGAGAAACACGUGACUGUCAGGUGUGCUACAAAGCUAACAUUAGCAGAGCUAGCCUGCUGACAAAUGUUGGACAAAGCUAAUGCUAGCGUGGAUGAGAGGAACACUGGGGUCAGGUAAAGAUUAAAACUCCAACCUCCUCCAUCAGUUCCAGUCACCUGCCACCAGAGGCCGCUGUCGGCGUAGGGAUUGGAGUCUCCAUCAGAUCCAGGACGGGACCUGAGCAGUGGAGCUCCGGCUCCUGCAGUCAAACUGUUUUCUUUGGUGGGUGGGGGGUUGCUGGUCAUGUGACCCACAUCAGUAUCGAUGUAAACACUAAAGCUGUGUCCUCACAGGACGACUGCUGUUGCAUGAUGGGACGUAAAGUGUAAAUAUUUACAUAUAUGUGUAUGUUGUACAUAUGAGACUUUCCUGUUGCUAAGGAGACCAGACUUCCUCAUCGCCGUGGCGACGGGUCAGAGAGAGAUUCUUCCUCCUGUUUACUGUUUUUAACUUUAAACAAACUGAAUAAAGACGCCUGUCACCUGAA